Messenger RNA from Priceomyces carsonii, 1599 nucleotides. It is a transcript of the gene RRP9, whose product is annotated as Rrp9p. The coding region runs from base 1 to 1599 and encodes 532 amino acids. The record is from RefSeq and is a predicted model, not a curated record. Gene Ontology annotation, molecular function: U3 snoRNA binding; protein binding. Gene Ontology annotation, cellular component: small-subunit processome. NCBI's taxonomy places the organism in Eukaryota, Fungi, Ascomycota, Pichiomycetes, Serinales, Debaryomycetaceae. The transcript has a single exon.
AUGGCAAGUGAUCCGUUUUUGUCAGAUCCUUCUAGAAAAAGGAGGAAAUCUGAUAAGGUCACCAGCACCGCAAAAAAGUCGAGCAGAUCUGCCUUCCAUGAGACUCCCAGGAACAACCGUGAGCAGGAAUAUGAUGAUGAGAUAUCUAGUCAUGAUAGUGAUUCAGAAGCCGAAUUAGUCUCUGAUUCAGAAGAAAAGGCAUUGUCAUCUGAUGAAGAGUUUGCUGACGAAAGUGCAGCUGACAGAAGAAGAAGGUUAGCUAAGCAAUACUUGGAAAACAUAAAAAACGAAGAACUUGGUGAAAGUAACGAUGAGUUCUUUGAUGCACAGGACAUUGAUAAUGAUAUAAUAGCAAGAAGAUUGCAAACAGAUGUAGCUGAAGAAAAGGGAUAUAUCUACAAGUUUAUUGGUGAUAGAAUUUCUUCACAGAUCGACGAUGUUGCUGUUAAAACAACUAGAAUCGGUCUGAAAAAUCUUACUGCGAUAGCAGUUAGAUACCCUUAUCUCUACACAACUUCGAAGGAUAUCGAAUUAAUUAAGUGGAAUAUUAGCGUCGAUAAGAGGGCCCCACAACGUCUAAGACAUACUAAAGGUGGUUUCAAGCACUUCGAGUUGAAGAGUAAUCCGAGCUUGAAUCAUCAUUGUGAUCAGAUUAAUUGUGUUGCUGCUUCCCCUGAUGGUCAAUAUAUAGUAACAGGAGGAAAUGACUCUAGGUUAAUUAUUUGGUCAUCUGAAAACCUUGCAUGUUUAAAAGUAUUAGAAACUAGAGCGCCCGUGAACUCGAUAGCAUUUAGACGAAACACCGAUCAGUUGUUUGCUGCAUGUGCUGACCUUAAAGUCAAAACAUUUUCGAUUAACCAGUUUUGUCAGCUUGAGGUCUUAUAUGGACAUCAGGAUAAUAUUUCUGAUAUAACGUCAUUGUCUAGAGAAACAUGUGUUUCUGUUGGUUCUAGAGAUAAGACUGCGAUGUUUUGGAAGAUUGCUGAAGAAUCUCGUUUAACAUUUCGUGGGGGUGACUCCAGUGAAGGUAAAAGGAAGUCAAGAAAGAAUGAUGAUGCUCAGGGUGACACAGAUAAUGAACCAUUUUUUUUCGAGGGAUCAAUAGAUGUCGUUUCGAUGAAUGACGAGACACAUUUUGUAACAGGUUCAGAUAAUGGAAAUCUUUCUCUUUGGUCAUUGUCGAAAAAGAAACCCUUAUUCACUCAUAGAAUUUCACAUGGUUUAAAAGACAGAUUGCUUCCUAAGAAAGCAAGUGCAGAAUCGGCUCCGAAAAUAGCAGAACUUCAAAUACCUGAACCACAACCAUACUGGAUUACUGCUACUCAUGCGAUACCUUUUAGUGAUAUAUUUGUGACGGGUUCCUAUAACGGAUCCGUCAAACUUUGGAAAAUUGACAAAGAAGGUUUAAGGUCCUUUAGUCUUAUCGGAGAAAUAAAUGAUGUUAAAGGAUGUGUUGUGGGCAUCGAAAGCGUGGAAAUUCCAGAAAGCAAAAAAUUGGUCAUAUACGUCUUGACUAGUAAGGAGCACAAAUUUGGUAGAUGGCUAAAUAAGAUAGAUGGUGCUAGGAACGCCUUGAUAAGUUUUGCAUUCGACACCUAA